This is a messenger RNA of Nematolebias whitei (Rio pearlfish), 676 nucleotides long. RefSeq names its product mediator complex subunit 20 (gene med20). The record is from RefSeq and is a predicted model, not a curated record. Gene Ontology annotation, biological process: regulation of transcription by RNA polymerase II. Gene Ontology annotation, cellular component: mediator complex. The transcript has 4 exons. Gene Ontology annotation, molecular function: transcription coactivator activity. NCBI's taxonomy places the organism in Eukaryota, Metazoa, Chordata, Actinopteri, Cyprinodontiformes, Rivulidae. The coding region runs from base 41 to 676 and encodes 211 amino acids.
AAAUUCCAAAGGCUAUCGCAAGUAAAUAAAUUAAAAAAUUAUGGGGGUUACUUGUGUAUGCCAGGUGCCUGUGGCGGAGGGGAAGAGUGUGCAGCAGACGGUGGACAUUCUGCACAAAAAGUUGGAGCAGCUCGGAGCUGUGAAGCACGGCAGCUUCUGUGUGGACUGUGAGACAUACCAGUCUACAGGAAAUGCUGCUGGUCAGUCCUCCAAGCUCCUGUAUGUGAUGCACAACUCAGAACUUCCCCUCAGCUGCUUGGCUCUGUUUGAAGGAGGACCCUGUCUGAUAGCAGACGCAAACUUUGACGUCCUCAUGGUGAAGCUAAAAAGUCAUUUCCAGAACGCCAAGGGACACAAGGUGGAGUGUCGGGGUUCGAGGUAUCGCUACUGUGACUUUCUUAUCAAAGUUGGCACAGUCGCCAUGAGUUCCAGUGUCAGAGGGAUCUCGGUGGAGGUGGAGUACUGUCCUUGCGUGGUUCCAGGGGACGGCUGGAACCUCAUGAAGGAGUUCAUGCAGUCUUUUCUCUGCAACAACGUCCCCGAACUUCCAACUGUGUUCGCAGCCAAACCCGAGGGUCUUUUUGCUCCGGCGGACUGCGUCGACACCAUGAGUCAGUACUUAGAGCUGUUCAACAAACUUCGGAAACUUCAAAUCACAGGAACCAACGUGCGAUGA